UUAUCAGAACACGGGUGGGGAAAAGUAACGUCUGAAUUGUGUCAAUGCUGAACUUCGAGGAAGUGUUAAAUAAUAUCAACUGAGCGCUGUUUCACCUGACGAGCAACAAUGGACAAGUUGCGUCGUGUAUUAAGUGGAGGAGAGGAGAAUGAAGAAGUGGGACUUACAUCUCAGGGGAAGGAUCAUGUGAGAUGAUGGAUGGCACAACACUCAGUUUCGGCACACGGGUGAAGUGGUUUGUCAUUUGUUUCGCUGGAGGGGUCCUGUGCUCAAUACUUGGAACUGCACUCCUCUUCUUGCCCAAAGCUGGUGUUAAUUUGUUUGCUGUAUUCUACACCCUUGGAAAUAUUGCAGCAAUUUCAAGCACCUGUUUCCUGAUGGGCCCAUUCAAACAGCUGAAGCGAAUGUUCGAGCCCACUAGGCUCAUAGCCACUAUUAUGAUGCUGCUAUUCCUUGUGUUGACAUUAUGUGCAGUGUUUUGGUGGGGCAAAAAGGGUCUGGCAAUCAUCUUCUGCAUUUUGCAAUUUUUGGCUAUGACAUGGUACAGCAUCUCCUACAUUCCAUUUGCACGGGAUGCUGUUAUUAAGUGUUUCACCUCCUGUUUGAGCUAAACUAUCCAGUAUUUCAUCUGACGACCAGACCUGCAGAGUAAAUAUGUUUAAAAAAAAUAUAUAUAUAUUGUUUUUCUCUUUCAUCUCCAAACCACACUGUCCUCUGUGACCUUAAAACAUUUGUUCUUUUGUCUUAAUGUAAUAAUUUUAAAUGAACAUUGUGUAAUAUUAAGGGUGAAUAUGUAAUAUUUGCAUUUAUUACGAGCCUUUUUUUUUCAUCUUUCUAAGACUUUUUUGUUAUUUUUAUUUUGUGUGUUGCGGAUAAAUGCUUAAAAGAUGAUAUACUGCCAGUAAAAAAAAGUGCCUUGUUAUUACAUGUGAUGUUUAUGAAUGAACUCAAUUACUACUGCUCACUUUUGUUGCAUUUCUACCAAUGCUGUUCUACCUUUUCGUAUGAUACCACACAACAAAUGAAUAAAUGCAAUACUCAAAA
Messenger RNA from Cyprinus carpio (common carp), 1044 nucleotides. Its product is annotated as vesicle transport protein SFT2A-like. The record is from RefSeq and is a predicted model, not a curated record. The transcript is spliced from 9 exons. Lineage: Eukaryota; Metazoa; Chordata; Actinopteri; Cypriniformes; Cyprinidae. Gene Ontology annotation, biological process: vesicle-mediated transport. Gene Ontology annotation, cellular component: membrane. Bases 192 to 611 code for a protein of 139 amino acids.